AACGGGAGGCGGAGCAGAGCCGACUGGGAGCGACCGAGCGGGCCGCCGCCGCCGCCAUGAACCCCGAAUAUGACUACCUGUUCAAGCUGCUUCUGAUUGGCGACUCAGGCGUGGGCAAGUCGUGCCUGCUCCUUCGGUUUGCUGAUGAUACGUACACAGAGAGCUACAUCAGCACCAUCGGGGUGGACUUCAAGAUCCGCACCAUCGAGCUGGAUGGCAAAACCAUCAAACUUCAGAUUUGGGACACAGCCGGUCAAGAGCGGUUCCGGACCAUCACCUCCAGUUACUACCGGGGAGCACAUGGCAUUAUCGUGGUGUACGAUGUCACAGACCAGGAAUCCUACGCCAACGUGAAGCAGUGGCUGCAGGAGAUCGACCGCUAUGCCAGUGAGAAUGUCAACAAGCUCCUGGUGGGCAACAAGAGUGACCUCACCACCAAGAAGGUGGUGGACAACACCACGGCCAAGGAGUUUGCAGACUCCCUGGGAAUCCCCUUCCUGGAGACGAGUGCCAAGAACGCCACCAAUGUGGAGCAGGCAUUCAUGACCAUGGCUGCCGAGAUCAAAAAGCGGAUGGGGCCUGGGGCAGCCUCAGGGGGUGAACGGCCCAACAUCAAGAUCGACAGCACCCCCGUGAAGCCAGCUGGUGGUGGCUGUUGCUAGGAGGGGCAUGUCGGGUGGGACAGGAGGGGGUGCCUCCAGAUGAUGCCCCUGAGGGGCCAGAGAUGCCUUCCCCUUCCUCCCCUCUCCGGGGCAUUUGAGUCUGUGGCUUUGGGGUGUCCUGGGCUCCCCAUCUCCCUCUGGCCCAUCUGCCUGCUGCCCUGAGCCCUGGUUCUUUCAGGGCCCCCAGGGGAGGACCCCAGGGCCUGUGCCUGGGGUGGGGUUUGCUCUGCGGCUGCCUCGAGGUAACUACCAGAUCCCCACCACACCUUUCUUUGGGAAGAGGGCUUCUCCGUCUGU
Elephantulus edwardii (Cape elephant shrew) is the source of this 959-nucleotide messenger RNA. It is a transcript of the gene RAB1B, whose product is annotated as RAB1B, member RAS oncogene family. Gene Ontology annotation, molecular function: GTP binding; GTPase activity. The transcript has 6 exons. NCBI's taxonomy places the organism in Eukaryota, Metazoa, Chordata, Mammalia, Macroscelidea, Macroscelididae. The record is from RefSeq and is a predicted model, not a curated record. Bases 57 to 662 code for a protein of 201 amino acids.